Molecule: messenger RNA, 1967 nt
Organism: Phragmites australis (common reed)
Lineage: Eukaryota; Viridiplantae; Streptophyta; Magnoliopsida; Poales; Poaceae
Product: SCARECROW-LIKE protein 7-like
Exons: 1
Coding region: 179-1813 (544 amino acids)
Biological process (GO): regulation of DNA-templated transcription
Cellular component (GO): nucleus
Molecular function (GO): sequence-specific DNA binding; DNA-binding transcription factor activity
Source: RefSeq, a predicted model, not a curated record
AGUGUGACGAAAAAUCAAAUACCUGCACUACCCACGCCCUACUGUUUUAAAUCCCCUGCCGCUCGCCUCCGCCGUUCCCCCCUUCCCUUGCCCCAAAACCACACCGCCGAAUUCCCCGGCCGCGCCCCUCCCUACCCACCAUUCCGCGAUUCUCCCACCGGCGAGGGCGGGGAGCACCAUGGCGUACAUGUGCGCGGACAGCGGCAAUCUCAUGGCCAUCGCGCAGCAGGUGAUCCAGCAGCAACAGCAGCAGCAUCAGAGGCACCACCACCACCUGCCGCCGCCGCCGAUGCCACAGGCCCCGCCUCCCCCGCACGGACAGAUCUCGGCGGCCUCGCUACCGUACGGCGGCGGCGCGUGGCCCCACGCGGAACACUUCUUCUCCGACGCGUUCGUCGGGGCGUCCGCGGCCGACGCGGUGUUCUCCGACCUCGCCGCGGGAGCGGACUUCGACUCCGAUGGGUGGAUGGAGAGCCUCAUAGAGGACGCACCCGUGUUCGCGGACUCCGACCUCGACCGCCUCAUCUUCACCACCCCGCCGCCGCCAGUCCCCGUCCCCGCUUCCGCUGUGGCCCCCGUCGACGCGGAGGCCCAGCCCGAGUCCGCCGCUCCGGCGUCGCUUCCCCAGGCUGCAGCGGCCACGCCGGUAGUGUGUUCCUCUCCGAACUCCCUGGACGCCUCCUGCUCAGCUCCCAUCCUCCGGUCCCUCCUCGCUUGCUCCCAUACGGUGGCCGCAGACACAGAGCUCGCUGCCGUGGAGCUCGUGAAGGUGCGCGCCGCCGCCUCCGACUAUGGUGACCCCGCGGAGCGCGUGGCGUUCUACUUCGCGGAUGCGCUCGCCCGCCGCCUCGCGUGCGGCGGCGGGGCGCGCCCCUCGACGGUGAUGGACGCGCGGUUCGCCUCCGACGAGUUCACGCUAUGCUACAAGACGCUCAAUGACGCCUGCCCAUACUCCAAGUUCGCGCACCUGACCGCCAACCAGGCCAUCCUGGAGGCCACGGGCGCGGCGACCAAGAUCCAUAUCGUUGACUUUGGGAUCGUGCAGGGUAUCCAGUGGGCGGCGCUGCUCCAGGCGCUCGCCACUCGCCCCGAGGGGAAACCAUCUCUGGUACGUAUCUCCGGUGUUCCGUCGCCGUUCUUGGGGCCGAAGCCUGCGGCGUCCCUCGCCGCAACUAGUGCCCGUCUCCGCGACUUCGCCAAGCUUCUUGGGGUGGACUUCGAGUUUGUCCCAUUGCUGCGGCCAAUGCACGAGUUGGAUCGGUCGGAUUUCUUGGUUGAGCCUGAUGAGGCCGUGGCCAUCAAUUUCAUGCUCCAGCUAUACCACCUUCUUGGCGACUCCGAUGAGCCGGUGCAGCGAGUUCUCCGGCUCGCUAAGUCACUCAAUCCGUCAGUUGUCACCCUUGGGGAGUACGAGGUCAGUCUGAACCGAGCUGGGUUCGUCGACCGCUUUGACAAUGCACUGUGCUACUACAUAUCAGUGUUCGAGUCACUAGACGUGGCAAUGGCCAGGGACUCAUCGGAUAGGGUGAGGGUGGAGCGAUGCAUGUUUGGGGAGCGCAUUCUGAGGGCUGUUGGGCCAGAGGAGGGUGCAGAGAUGACCGAUAGGAUGGCGGGCAGCAGGGAGUGGCAAACACUGAUGGAGUGGUGUGGCUUCGAGCCUGUCAGGCUCAGCAACUACGCCAUGAGCCAGGCUGAUCUUUUGCUUUGGAACUACGAUUCAAAGUACAAGUAUUCACUUGUUGAGCUGCCACCUGCGUUCUUAUCACUGGCAUGGGAGAAGCGACCGCUGCUCACCGUGUCUGCUUGGCGGUGAGCUUUUUUAGUGUGUAUUUGUGUCGUUGUAUGUGGCAUUGUCAUAGAAUCAUUGAAGAAAUGAUUAGGAAUGGUUUUGCAGCUUUUGUAUUAGUUUCCUCCCGGGAUGAUGACAAUGAGUACAUGGUAUAAUUGGGGAAUUUUAGCUGAGUUAA